GAGGAGGAGGAGGUGGAGGAGAGAGAGGAGGAGGAGGAUGAGGAGGAGGAGGAGAGCACUUGAUCAUUGUGAUGGUGGCAGGAGGAGCAGCCGCAGCAGUAGCAGCAGCAGCAGCAGCAGCAGCAAAAGCCAAGCGUUGGGGGUUCUUAUCAGCUCGGCGUGUUUUUUUUUUUUUUUUCAAAGGACUUCACCGAUCUACUUUUGCAAUCACCCCCGGGAUUGUUCAUAUGUUUACUUCCCCCCAACCCGAGGAUUUGAUAUUUAGGUUCCUGUGAAAUGCUACCGAGCAGCCAAAGUACUUUGAGAACACGGGGCGGCAUAAACACCAAAACUUUUUUGUGGAAGGAAAAUGCAAUAAGAAAGCUCGCUGUCUUUUGAUGCUGUGAGUGUGGAGCGAGUGUGUGUAUUGUGUGUCUGCCUGGGGUGCCUUUGCCUGUUUGCGAGUGUGUGUGGUGUGGUGUGUGUAUGUGUAGAUGUGGCUUUUCCCCUCGAAUAUCGGGAGAAAAUGCUUGCCAACCACCGGAAAUCUCCUGGAAUUUAUUAGAAAAUAAUGGAUUAUAAAAAGAAGUGAGGGAAGGAACGGAUCUCCCGCUGAGUUGCAACCCGAUUUGCUACUCUUCAGUUUGUUGAUUGUUUUUAUUGAUAGGUGUCUUGAUGAUACUCUGAUAACACCUUCAAUAUUAUUAUUUUGGGGGGGAGCGUUACACUUUAAAAAAAAAAAAGGAAACAACAGCAACAACAGCCCCCCCCCCAAGUAUUCUCCCCUUCUCCCCCUCUCCUGCUCAGAAUCGGUGUCUCCAUCCAUGUGCUUGUUUGCUCCCCCGCGUUCCACUUAAAACUAUUUUAAUCCUGGACCCAAGGAGGAGGCUGAUAGGGGGGUGGAUACAAAAAGUUCUUCCAAAAUAGUGUGCACGGGGAGCAGGAUGGGGGAUUUCGCAGCCCCCGCUGCUGCCACCGCGAAUGGCAGUAGUAUUUGCAUCAACAGUAACCUGAACAGCAGCCUCGGUGGGGCCGGUAUCGGUGUGAAUAAUACUCCCAAUAAUACUCCCGCUGCACCGAGUAACAAUCACCAUGCUGGCGGCGGCGGCGGCGGCGGCGGCGGUGGCGGUGGCGGCGGCGGCGGCGGCCCCGGGGGCAGCGGCGGCGGCCCGGGGAGCGUCCCCAAGCACAGCACCGUGGUGGAGCGGCUGAGGCAGCGCAUCGAAGGCUGCAGGCGGCACCAUGUCAACUGUGAGAACAGGUACCAGCAAGCCCAGGCGGAGCAGCUGGAGCUGGAGCGCAGGGACACGGUGAGCCUCUAUCAGAGGACCCUGGAGCAAAGGGCCAAAAAAUCGGGCGGCGGGGGCGGCGGCGGAGGCAGCAAACAGCCCCCGCAGCACUCGAGCAAACAGCAGCAAGAUGCAGAGUCUGCCACAGCGGAGCAAAGAAAUCACACUCUGAUCAUGCUACAAGAGACUGUGAAAAGGAAGUUGGAAGGAGCCCGGUCCCCCCUUAAUGGAGAGCAGCAGAAUGGCGCGUGCGAUGGGAACUUUUCCCCAACAAGCAAGAGGAUCCGGAAGGACAUUCCUGCAGCAAUGGACACUAUUAGUAAUCUGCCCAACAAUAUGCCUUUGCCUUCUGCUUCUCCUCUUCACCAGCUGGACAUGAAGCCUUCUUUACCCUUGCCCAACAGUGGAGCUCAUGCUCCAGGGAUCAUAGAAGAGUUGGGUAAGAAUGGCAGGCUGCCAGAAAUUAAACUUUCCAUGAAUGGUUGCAGUGACCUUGAGGAUAGCUUUGCCAUCCUACAAAACAAGGAACUCAAACAAGAACCACUGGAUGACCCCACCUGCAUAGACACUUCGGAAACGUCACUUUCCAAUCAGAACAAGUUGUUCUCAGACAUUAACCUCAAUGAUCAAGAGUGGCAGGAGUUAAUAGAUGAGCUGGCCAACACCGUCCCUGAAGAUGACAUACAGGACUUAUUCAAUGAAGACUUUGAAGAGAAGAAAGAACCAGAAUUCUCUCGGCCGACCACAGAGACACCUCUCUCUCAAGAGAGCGUGAGUGUAAAGAGUGAUCCUUCUCACUCUCCAUUUGCCCAUGUCCCCAUGGGAUCUCCCCAAGGGAGACCAUCAUCUUCUGGUCCGCCAUUUUCCAAUGUCUCCACAGCUAGUAGCAUCCCUUCUGUUUCCAGUACUCCUGCGGCACCAAAUCCUGCCAGCUCACCAGCAAACUGUGCUGUCCAGUCCCCCCAAACUCCCAACCAAGCUCACACUCCCGGCCAAGCUUCAUCGAGGCCAGGAAAUGGCUAUCUCAUGACUCCAGCGGCAGGAAAUGUGACCAGUUCAGGUCCCGGUCCUGUGGCGGUUUCCAGUGCGGAUUUAUCUCCUGCAGAACAGCUCAAACAAAUGGCUGCCCAGCAGCAGCAAAGAGCUAAACUUAUCCAGCAGAAGCAGCAGCAGCAGCAACAGCAGCAGCAGCCCCAGCCACAGCAUCCAAGUCAGACUUCGAGUUGGUCCCCAGUGGGGCCCCCAUCCAGUCCCUAUGGAGGAGCCUUCAAUGCAGACAAACCAAAUAGCCCGAUGAUGUACCCCCAAGCCUUUAACAACCAAAACCCCAUAGUGCCUGCCAUGGCAAACAACCUGCAGAAGACGACCAUGAAUAACUACCUCCCCCAGAACCACAUGAAUAUGAUCAAUCAGCAGCCAAAUAACUUGGGUACAAACUCUUUAAACAAGCAGCCCAGUAUGCUCACUUAUGGAAACACGAAGCCCCUGACCCACUUCAACGCAGAGCUGAGUCAGAGGAUGACACCCCCCAUGGCCAAUCCCAACAAAAACCCGAUGAUGCCGUACAUUCAGCAGCAGCAGCCACCGCCGCAGCAGCAGCCUUUGCCGCAGCAAGCGCCCCAGCAGCAGCCGGCGCCGCCACCGCAGUCCCAGCCCCAGCUGCAGGCUCAGAUGGCACACUUGAAUGAGGAGCAGAAGCGCAUGCUUCUCAUGAAGCAGAAAGGAGUGAUGAAUCAGCCCAUGACCUAUGCGCCUCUUCCUUCCCAUGGCCAGGAUCAGCACCCAGUAGGCCUCUCUCGGACCACGGGCCCUAUUCAGUCUUCGGUGGCCCCAGGUUCUGGCAGCAUGGUUACUGGCGCCAACCCUGGGGGUCCCAGCUUCUUGGCCACACAGCCCCAGGCAGCCAUCAUGAAGCAGAUGCUCAUUGAUCAAAGGGCACAGUUAAUGGAACAGCAGAAGCAGCAGUUUCUGAGAGAGCAAAGACAGCAACAGCAACAGCAGAUUCUUGCUGAACAGCAGUUACAGCAGUCUCAUAUGCCCCGGCAGCAUCUCCAGCAGCGGACUCCUUAUUCAGUACAGCAGGUCAAUCAGUUUCAAGGUUCUCCCCAGGAGAUGGCGGCCGUGAGGAACCAGGCAGCUCUCCAGAACAUGAGAGCUUCCCGGAUGAUGGCCCAGAGUGCCGGCAUGAUGGGAAUGGGACCUUCCCAGAACCCCGGGGCCAUGCCCUCUGCAGCAGCUCAGUCCGAGCUCGGAAUGGCCCCUUACAGCAACCCCCCCACCAGCCAACCAGGAAUGUACAACAUGAGCGCAGGGAUGAGCCAGAUGCUCCAGCACCCGAACCAAAGUGCCCUGGGCAUGAGCCACGGCCAGGCCCAAGGCCCGAGGCAGCCGGCAGCCGCCCAAGGAGUCGGCAUGGUGAGUGGGUUCAGUCAGAGCAUGCUGGUGAACUCGAGCAUCCCCCAACAGCAUCAACAGAUGAAGGGACCCGUGGGGCAGGCCCUGCCCAGGCCCCAAGGCCCUCCGAGACUUCAGAGCAUCAUGGGGACUGUCCAGCAAGGAGCACAAAACUGGCAGCAGAGGAGCUUGCAGGGAAUGCCCGGGAGGACUAGUGGAGAUCUGGGUCCAUUCAACAAUGGAACCACAUACCCCAUGCAGGCUGGACAGCCUCGGCUGACCAAGCAACAUUUCCCGCAGGGAAUGAGCCAGUCGGUUGUGGACACCACUGGCGCCGUGAGAGCUCUCAACCCGACCGCCAUGGGUCGGCAGAUGAUGUCAUCCCUCCCCGGGCAGCAAGGGAACGCCCAAACGAGGCAGAUGGUCAUGCCGGGCAUGGGCCAGGGGGUCCCCGGCAUGCCGGGGUUCAGCCAGCCUCCCGGGCAGCCACCGAUGCAGAGCGGCAGCUUUGCCCCCAGCAGCCAGGGCCAGGCUUAUGAUCGGAAUCCAGCCCAGGAUCUCCCUUAUAAUUACAGCAGCGAAGGAGCUGGGGGCUCUUUCCCCAGCCUAGCAGAAGGCGCUGACCUGGUGGACUCCAUCAUCAAAGGAGGGCCUGGGGACGAAUGGAUGCAAGAGCUUGAUGAGCUAUUUGGCAAUCCCUAAUCACAGGGGACCCUGAGAGCCAAAACUCCAGAGGUUAAAGUUUAAAAAGAAAAAAAAAAAAAAAAAA
Molecule: messenger RNA, 4431 nt
Organism: Sarcophilus harrisii (Tasmanian devil)
Lineage: Eukaryota; Metazoa; Chordata; Mammalia; Dasyuromorphia; Dasyuridae
Gene: MAML3
Product: mastermind like transcriptional coactivator 3
Exons: 5
Coding region: 924-4364 (1146 amino acids)
Biological process (GO): positive regulation of transcription of Notch receptor target; Notch signaling pathway
Cellular component (GO): nuclear speck; nucleoplasm
Molecular function (GO): transcription coactivator activity
Source: RefSeq, a predicted model, not a curated record